Cryptotermes secundus is the source of this 5015-nucleotide messenger RNA. Its product is annotated as DNA repair and recombination protein RAD54B. The coding region runs from base 233 to 2932 and encodes 899 amino acids. The record is from RefSeq and is a predicted model, not a curated record. NCBI's taxonomy places the organism in Eukaryota, Metazoa, Arthropoda, Insecta, Blattodea, Kalotermitidae. Gene Ontology annotation, biological process: reciprocal meiotic recombination; double-strand break repair via homologous recombination. Gene Ontology annotation, molecular function: ATP binding; DNA translocase activity; ATP-dependent chromatin remodeler activity. Gene Ontology annotation, cellular component: nucleus. The transcript is spliced from 18 exons.
ACGUUCUACACUGUCGGUUUUCCCCGGUAAAGAUUCGAUACGACAACAUUCCUCUAGUUCGAUCUUGACGAUCUUGACCGUCAUAGUGGUCAUAGUCUUCGUGAACAGUGAUCGUUGACAUCGUUGAUGCCUGUCGGAGAUCGAUUGAUCCCACAAACGCGGGAAACUUUUGGAAGAGAAUGUUAAUGAACAUGGAAGAUCUUGUUGGCUGCUAUCCUAGGCAUGCUUCGUGAUGCGACGUUCAACAGCACCUUCGCUUCGUCAGGGCGCAAAAUUCGUCUCUCCAAGUUCAGAAAGGGAGCCAGAUCAUUUUCAUCUGGCACAAAUAAGUUCAAGGGCAACACACAGUGCUGCCCCAUUUCCAAAUGCCGUUCGGAGCACAGCAAACAUUCUUGAUCUCCUGAGCGGCAGCAGAACAGCAAGUCCUGGUGAUGGUUCUCUUAAUGAUGAUUAUGCAGGAGAUAUGAUUUCAGUAUCUUCCAUCAGUACAGCAUGUGCUAUGUCACGGGAAGCUAAAGCAAGUUCAGUGCAUGUUCUUAAAGCUGAAAAUGUUGAUAGAAAUCAAAUUAUUUCUCAGCGUUACAAAGGCAAGAGGCUAUUUAAUGUAGUGUGGGGCAAGCAGUCAAAAAGGAAACAUAAAACAUGGGAAGGAGAUGGUAUCCUUGAAAUUGGUGAAAAGGCUGUUGUUCUGAAGGACACAGAUGGGAAGAUAAUAGGUCAGUGUUCUGGAAUGAAAACAGCAACACUUGAAGAAGGUAGCAGGUUGUUUGUUGGCAGCAAAGAAGUUGAGAUUAUUGAUGUAGCAGAUUCAAGUGAUGCUCAUGAUGCACAGAGUGAUAACUGUGCCAACAUUGGCAGCAAAAGAUUGCCAGACUCCACAGCUAAUGCUUCAAUUCCAGUGUUGAAGAAACCAAGGAAGACUUCAUCACAACCAGCCCUGUUCUCUGUUCAGAAACGCAAAGGUCCAGAGAAGCCUUUAAUCAUGCCUCCACCCACACAUGAACAUCAGUGGAAGUACAAUCCUGCUCAUCUCCCUGUGGUUGAUGUGAAUGUGGACAAUUGCAUCGCUCGUGUACUGCGUCCACAUCAGAGACUGGGCAUUGUGUUCAUGUAUGAAUGCAUAUUGGGCAUGAGGAAAUCAGAAAAUUAUGGUGCCAUCUUGGCUGAUGAGAUGGGUCUUGGAAAGACUCUGCAAUGCAUUGCUGUAGUGUGGAUGUUACUGAAACAAGGUCCAUAUGGUGGCCAGCCAGUACUGCAUCGGAUUCUUAUAGUGACACCCAGCAGCCUUGUGGAAAACUGGCAGAAUGAAUUUCUUCGUUGGCUUGGCCAAGAACGUGUACAGACAUUUGUAGUCGAUCAGAAAAACAGACCAAGCGAUUACAAACAUUUGCCUCAAAUACCAAUUAUGUUAAUUUCAUAUGAAAUGUUUGUUCGUUAUUAUGAUGACAUCUCUCAGAUUCAUUUUGAUCUCCUCAUCUGUGAUGAAGGUCACAGGCUGAAGAACACCACAAUCAGAACCUAUGCAUUACUAUAUCAGUUGGAUUGCAAACGAAGAAUUCUUCUGACAGGAACCCCUAUACAGAAUGAUCUACAAGAAUUCUAUGCCCUUGUCAACUUCACAAAUCCUGGUGUGCUUGGUUCAAACACAGAAUUUCGAAAAUAUUUUGAAGAACCUAUACUGGCAUCGAGACAGCCAUCUGCUGAUAAAGAUGUAAUAAAUCUGGGUGAACAGAGAGCAACGGAACUCAACCACUGCACCAGUUGGUUCAUCCUGCGGCGCACUCAAGAAAUAAUUGAUAAAUAUUUGCCUACCAGACAUGAAAUGGUUGUCUUCUGUCACAGCACACCACUCCAGCAAGCAAUGUACAAAGCAGCAGUUGACUAUUGGGAGAGUCGAGGCUGUGAGUCAGGGCCAGAGGAAGUAGCUCACCUUGGAGUAAUCACUGCGCUCAAAAAAAUCUGCAAUCAUCCAUCAUUGGUUAAACCUCGUCGGUCACAGCAAUUGCCAGGAGAGGAGGACAUUAGUUACCACCUGGUGCAGAAUUAUCCAGUACAAAAUGAUGCCAUCUUGCCACAACAAUCGGGAAAGCUAGAUGUGGUGAUGUGUUUACUUCAAGAACUGAAUCAUACAAAGAAGAAAGUGGUACUUGUCUCCUACUAUACACAGACUCUGGACAUGCUAGCAAACAUGUGUGAACAAAAGCAAUAUAAGUUCUGCCGGUUGGAUGGCUCAACCCCAAGCACACAGCGUAUGCAGAUUGUCAGGAUGUUCAACAGACAGCAUUCAGAUCAUUUUGUAUUCCUGUUGAGUGCAAGAGCUGGCGGUGUUGGGCUGAAUCUGACAGGUGCUUCUCAUUUGGUCCUGUAUGAUUCAGACUGGAAUCCAGCCACAGACUUGCAGGCUAUGUCUCGCAUAUGGAGAGAUGGUCAGAUAAGAUCUGUAUAUAUUUACAGACUUCUGACAGCAGGUUCUAUUGAGGAGAAGAUUUUCCAACGACAGAUCAGCAAAACAGGCCUAAGUGGGGCAGUAGUGGACCCCCAGAACCAGAGUAAAAUCCGACUCUCAAAUGAAGAACUCAAGGAUCUGUUUACCUUUCACCAUGACAGUGCCUGCAUUACACAUGAAAUGUUGGACUGUCAGUGCGCUGGGGUCGGAUUGAUUCCUCAUGAAAACCUGCAACUGAAAGGGAAGCAGACCGUUAAUGAGUAUGGGGGGGAUGAGCUAUCAAGCCAGCGUGACUGCCAACUGCAAGUUGCUCAGCAAGCAGCUUCCAACCUGUGUGUCCGCAUGAAUCAGCUCUUUCGCUGGCAACAUUACUCACAGCCUAUCAAGGCUACAGUAUUGCAGGAACUGGGUCUGGGUGCUGCAUCACAUAAUGUCACAUUCAUAUUCCGAAAUUCAACAAGUCAAUCACAAGCAACACAGCUGUGACAGAACUUUGGCAUCAGACUCCAGCAGCCAAAUCAGAAGUUCCAUAGAAAAGUAUCUGAUUUCAAUUGGCGAUUGUUGGCAAAGCUCUGCAUUAUGUACGUGUACAGUUUUUAGUCACUUGGAAGAUUUAUCAGUUAAUUUUAAUUAUGCUGCUGUUUACCUGUAUGUUACUUAUACAUUAUAGAAUAUGAACAUAAUACUGCUAGACUUCAGCAGUUUACUUGAGACUAUGAAAAGUUUUUGGUUCUUGAUUUAUUUAACAAAGCUUUUCUCAACUGUAUACAUCAGGCAUGCAGGAUGGCGAAUGAAUAUGAGAGACGCAGAAAUGGUCAUGGCCAUUUUAAGGUACUUUCUGGGGGUAUUGAGGGUAACCAUAAAGAAUCUGCCUGAACAACCAACCACCAGGCAGGGAUUUAAAAAACUGGCACCUCCAAAAUACUAACUAGGAGUGCUAACCACUUACUGUGACAGUUGGUAGUCUUGACAGUUAAAAAAAAUAAGAAUGCUCAUAAUCCAUCUUUUGUGUAUUAAAAACUUAUGAAACAGUAUAGCCUGAAAGUUUUACAUUUUCAUAUGGAAGCCCACCACUUCAGUUCAUCUUCUGUUUUCAAAACCUAUUCCUAAGAUCCAAGUUUUAUUCUCUCAUUGCGUUUUAGUCUACCAAAUGGUGACUCUCCUAGAGAAUUCCCCUUCCAAAACCUGUGUAUUCCUUGUCUCCACAAUCCCACUUAUACACCACUUAGCUUUCAUAGCCUUACCAAUACUAGGUUAUAUGUAGUAUAACUCAUGAAGUUCCUUGUUACAUAAUAUCCUAAGUCUUCCACUUCAUCUCUGGGAUUAAAAUGUUUUCUCAAGCACACUGUUUAAAUCAGUAUGUUAAGACAAAUAAAGAAGACAGUAAUAAUGACGAAAACAUAUUAUAAUACCUUCAGAGUCUUGUGUGACCUCUCCUAUUGUCUCUUGACAGUUUAAACGGUCACUAACAGCUUUCCGGUAAUGGAUGUUGUAAGUUGCCAAUAAAAUGUACAAUUAAAGAGAAGGUUUUUAACAAUAUCCUCAGCAUAGAAAGGGUUAGAAAUAAUGGCUUUAUAGACAUGAAAUAUUUAUUUCAUAUACAUAAACAAGAGGUAUUAUUUGAAGCAUUCCUUAUUAUUACACACUAUGUUUCCUCAUUUGCAUCUGGACCCAAGAAGUAGGUGCCAGAUUGCAAAAAGAAAUUUCACUUCCUCAGAAUCUCAAAUUACUGUUGUUGGCUCAGAAUCAUAAGUCUGUUCAUGACCCCACUUCAUCAAAUUAACCUUUGCCAUCCAUGCAUCACACAACUGGUUCCAGUGAUGUGUGCUGUCGCACUGUUUACCCUGAAAAUACUAUUAUCACCAGGUUUAAAUCCAACCACCAGCACUGUAGUAGUUCGAUAUAUAAAUCUGGCUGGUGAAGGUUUACAUUCAUUACACUAUCUUACAUUAAGUUCAACAAGUGAUUCUUUGAAGGGCACUUCUGUCAAAUAUAAAUAUUGUUUUUUUCUUAUUAUAAGCACAUUACAUAAAUACACGCUAUGUAGUUUAGCGUACUUUCAAUGUUACUGCAAUAUUAUUUUAUUUUUAAAUGACCCCAAAAUACUGGAUUCAGGAAGUUCAUUAUUAAAAAGUGCCCUUCAGGAACUCUUAACAUUGAGUCUACAAGAAAGUCUUCAGCUUAGUUCAUGUUUUUUUAGUAUUACAUGUUUUCCAGUAAUGCAACUACUGCUUAAAUCUGAGUAUACAUGCACAUUCUUUCAGCAGUUUAGUACAGAGUUAAUACAGUACUUGGAACUUGUACCAGAUAAGAAAUUUUCUAGCCAAAACAGAUCCCACUGCAGAAGCUGUCAUUGUGAUCUAAAGUAAACACACAUUAAUACCAGUAACAUAACCUGUGAUAUGACAUGGGCUACAAAAUUAAAACAUUUUUCGUUCAACAUAUGUAAAUUAGAAUGUAAUAUGCAGAGUAUAUGUGAAAUACUGGACAACUGCUCAAGUGGUUAGUCGCUGGCUUCCCACCACGGCGGCCCAGGUUCGAUCCCAGGUCUGGUCAAGUGGGAUUUGUG